Molecule: messenger RNA, 828 nt
Organism: Setaria italica (foxtail millet)
Lineage: Eukaryota; Viridiplantae; Streptophyta; Magnoliopsida; Poales; Poaceae
Product: probable WRKY transcription factor 54
Exons: 3
Coding region: 1-828 (275 amino acids)
Biological process (GO): regulation of DNA-templated transcription
Molecular function (GO): sequence-specific DNA binding; DNA-binding transcription factor activity
Source: RefSeq, a predicted model, not a curated record
AUGAGAGAGGUGGCGCAGGCAUACGAGCUCAUCAAGAGCCAUCAGCCUCGCCUCCAAUUCGAUGACGUGCAGCAACUAUCGGCAACCACCAAUCUAGCACAGAGCCUCCUCAACAAUGCCAUGCGAGCCCUGCACCUCGCCUUAUGUGUCAUGAAUCCUCAAACUUCUGCUCAUUGUGGUGCUGAGAGCUCAUCAAGAUCCAACAGGCCUCAUCUCUUCUCGCCAAGCGCUGCAGCAGGUGAUGUGGGAGGAAUAACGAGCCAGCGGAAAAAGGGCAAAAGGAGAAGAGCAAAUGAAGAGACCUCAUGGGUUAUUCUGACUGAAGCACCCCAUACUGAUGGGCACUACUUCAGGUGCAGCUACAAAUAUGACAGAGGUUGCCAGGCAACGAAGCAAAUCCAGCAACAGAGUAGCAACGACCUUCCCAUGUUUCAAGUGACCUAUAACAGUGAGCACACAUGCAACUGCACCACAGCUGCCAACACAUACAUCAAAAGUGAUCUUCCACAAAGAAGCUCCUGUGAUAACAAUGGAACGAUAAGUCAAAUGGGUGACGCCAUGAUCAGGCAAGAACAAGGACUACUGCCUCCUCGAGCCGAAGGUUCUACAGUUUUCAUGGAUACAAUGUCAUGGGAGGAGCCAUUUGUUUUGAGUAACCUCUACAGUCUAAGUCCAAAUCAUGCCGGUUAUCAUACGACAAGUACCGAUGAUGGUGCUUCAGAUUUCCAUUGUGGGUCCACCGAUGGAACAUAUUUGGUGUUGCCACCGGAACCAAUAUUUGAAGAUAACCCUUGCAUUGAUGCUGAGCUUGACCUCCUAUAUAUAUGA